UGGCGGCGUCAGGUUUCUAUGAAUCACGGCAACGCCAUUUUCUAUUAUUAUAAUCACCGCGCAAGGGGAGUGGGCACGGAGGGCUGGUCUCUUGCCUCCUUACUCAAUAGUAUCCGCCUCUGUCUGGUGGCGCACUUCUCAACCUUUCAAACAGGCAUCAGCGACGCUUCUGCGUUUUAAGUCCGUUAGGUGGGAGAAGACAAAUAGUUAAAUUUGUUUUAAAAAUAAAGCCCGACGACUUCAAAAGAAUUAAGUCAGAACCAUGACAGACCCCGAGUGGCAGUCUCCCUCUGUCUCAUCCUCGGCUCGCUUAGACGACAUUGUUGAUCGUACCGCCGAAGGUACAGAGAAAAUACUGGAUGAUUCGGAUCCUCUCAAGCCCGGGGCAGGCGACGCACCCAUCUUUGUUCCUUCGGUCUCUGUACCUGCGGCUCCAGGCGCCUUCGAGCCGGCAGAAGGCACGACCGUCGGACACGAGGAUCCCCAGCACCCUGCGCCUCUGCCCGCCAGAAGCCGGCCCGAACCGGACUCCACCUCGGAGUCGGCGCCUGCUACAUCCACCGUGUCCGCCAAGACUCGCCCAGAAUCUGUUGGUUACACUUUCCUAGAGCAGAAGCUAGAUCCAAAAGACGAAUCCUUUCUUUCUCCUUCCGUUGCACCUGAAUGUGUGAUGCAGUCCUCUGCAGACUUUUCUGUCAACUUGAAAGAUCAGCCAGCUAGUGCCGAACCUGUGGGCCCACAGGAUGCUGCACCUAUGCAUGUUGAACCUGUUCCUGUCUCCUCUUUGCCCCCCUUUUCUUCUGAUUCUGUAACUGAAUUAACAGUGUCCACAAAAUCAGUCCACAGUGAUGAUCUAAUACAGACUGAAGUUCCUGUUCCUUUAAACACAGAAUUGCAAACAACCCUUGGCUUUGCGGAAAAUGCAAUGGACAAACCAGUAGCAGAGCACUUAGAAAAAGCUUAUUCUGUUGGUGAAAAGGCACGAGUAAAGCCAGCACUUAUAGAAUCAUCAGAGAUAGACAAUCUAAAUUUUGUUGAUGGAAGUCCAUUUCAAGCCACAGUUGAUCAGUGUGUAGCGCCAAAUCGAAAUGAAUUUAAAGGGACUACACUCUUCAUUGAAGAAACCAUGCCAGAACAAGUCAUUGCAGAUAUGGGAGAACUGAAGAUUAGUGAGGUCAUGAGAAUAGAAAAUGUUCACUUACCAGAGGACCGCAAAGUUGAAAUGGAAACAAAUAACUUAGGAUUCAUUAGUGAGUAUGCUGGUGCAUUAGGGACUGAUACGUUUCCCCUAGGCAGAGUUGUUGAGGAGGAGGAGUCCAUCCAGAAUACAUUGGAUUCUAUUGAUCAAACUAUAAAACCAGAGGACAGUGGUCUUAACUUUUGUUAUGGGGAUAUUUUGGAAGUAAAGGAGAAAAAUGAACUAAUGAGUUCUGAUCCAACAAUUAAUCAGAUGGCUGUUAUUGAUUCUAAUAUCAGAGAUGCCAUUAAUGUAACUGAUAAGCUUGAGGAAGAUGUGUUUCAAGAUCAAGAAGCAUCAAAGACACUAUGUGAAAUUGAAGAAUCAACUGUGGCCAGAACUACUGGAAUGCUAGAUUAUGCAGACUUGGAGGACCAUGUAGAGCGGUCCUCUGAACAAGAUGACAAACUGUCUGCAACUGAUGAAGCCUACUUUGCUGUUUCGCAAGUUCUAGUUGUAAGUGAAUCUCAAGCAUGCAUGACCUAUGCUACAUUUGAUUCUUACAACAUGUUGGAGUUUGAUUCCUCCAACACUAAUGAAAUGGCUCCUAAAAAUGAAGAAAUCACAAAAGGAAAGAUUGAGCUCAAAGAAACAUCGAUACCAUUGCAAGUAGCUGCUGUUGAGUUAGAACUAAGCGAUAAGGUUGAGGAUCCAGAAAUAAAACCUGAGGCACCAGUAUUUGCAGAAAGUAAACUACCUAUUAAUAUAGAUGCAACAUCGAUUUCUGAAAUGAAUCCACAACUGCUUAGUAGUUUUGCAAUCCAUCCAAAUCAGAGUGCACAAUCUGACUAUUUGAAUGAAAUCAUUAAUUCAAAUUGGACUAGGCAAAAUUUUGCCCCAUACCAUAUGCAAAGCACCUCUGAAAUCACAUCCCCGGGCUUAACACAGGUAGAAAUGACUGAAUGUGUAUUUGAUACAGAAAUAAGGACAUCUCCUCAAGAAUCUCUUGAUCAGUGCAAACCACUACUUCGCACAUCUGAAGAGUGUGUUUUAGGCAAAUCUGAUGUACAAGAUUUAAUAGACACUAUUGUGACGGCGCCAACUUUCAUAGGGAGUGAGCUCGUUACAAAUCUCUCGGAUCCUGAUUGUACUCCAUAUGUUGCUAAAGAGAAAAUUGCAUAUGCCCUUCAAGAACCACUUACUGCUGGCAGUGGUAUUCCAGAGUUAACAAAAACACAGUCUUUCCUUGAAGAACAAAAGGCUAUUACAAAGAAAGGAAUUGUGGAAGAAACUGUAAAUGUUUCGGAGGAUGUUCUGGUUUCUGGUAAGGGUAAUAUGCUGGAGAGCACAUUAGAUUCUGUUAUAGGAGUAGAAGAUAAUAGUAAAGAUUUAUGUGUACGCUUGGGGCACAGUGAGCUUGGUGUCUCUGAAAAAAUAAACAAGCUUGUUGAUCAAUCCAGGAAAGAAGAAUCAUUGCCAAGUAAGACUGUGGAAGAAACAAGUUGUUCUACGUUGCUUUAUCAAAAACCAGACGUAAUGGCUGAUAGUUCAGUGACAGCAAUGAGCCUAGAUGUGAUUACAUGCAAAGAAGUUGCCAUCAGUAAAUCUGAACCAAUUUUGGGAACACGGGGAGCUGCUACAAUUGGAAUGAAACCUGUUGAAAGGAUUUUAGCUGAUUACAAACAUGUUGAGCAGUGUUCACUUCCUCCACUUUCACUCCAAGAUGAAACUGAAAUCCCACCACUGACUAAAAAUAUAACUGACGAUGUGCUGACUGACCUAUUAAACGUCAGAGAGAAAGAUGUACCGGAAAUUAGUUUGUGUUAUCAGGAAACUUCUGAGGAAGUACUGUCUAGUGCAACAAUAAGUGAAAAGUAUGCUGCAAAACAAUCUAACUCUGUUUUGAUUGCUGACAGAGGAUUUGGUUCACAAGUCUUGGCUGAAGAGACUAAUUUGACUGCUUCCCAGUCAGUUGCUGGUGAUGUUGCUCCGUCUUUGCAGAAUACAUUUCCAGACAAUUAUUUGGAAGAAUUUGAUGAAAUGAAAACCAGAAUUGAUGACCAUUCUGAAAAUUUGGAGACUGUGCAGGCACAGAUGAAGACCCAAAAUGAUGCUUCAUUUCCCAUAAAUGAAGAAGUAACUAAGGCUUCAAAAGAAGUGGUUACAAAAAUUUUAGAAACCAGUGUUGCUCUAGCAGAAGUUUUGGGAGGGAAGGAAGGAACAAUAGCACAAUCCAUAUCUCAGCAAGAAACAGAUGUAAUAUUUCCUUCCACUGUUGGAGAAGAUGUAAGCAAAAAAAUUUUUCCUAUAGAAGCCCUGGUGCCAGAAUUGCUUCCUGUGGCUGAGAGCACUAAAACAUCUAAAGAUGCUGCUGCUGGUGUUGAAGAUUUUUCUGUAAAACCGGACAAAAAAUCAGUGGUGGACUUAAUCUACUGGCGUGAUAUUAAGAAGACUGGAUUGGUGUUUGGUGCGAGCCUGUUCUUGCUGCUGUCUAUGACAAUUUUCAGCAUUGUCAGUGUAAUUGCAUACCUUGCCCUGGCACUGCUUUCAGUUACCAUUAGUUUCAGGAUAUACAGAGGUAUUCUGCAAGCAGUGCAGAAGUCUGACGAAGGGCACCCGUUCAAGGCCUGUUUGGAGACAGACAUUGCUGUAUCUGAUGAACUAGUGCGCAAGUAUAGUGAUGUUGGGCUAAGCCAUAUCAACCAUGUGAUUACUGAGCUAAGACGACUGUUCCUUGUUGAAGACCUGGUAGAUUCUUUGAAGUUUUCAGUGCUGAUGUGGCUGCUCACUUACGUUGGUGCCUUGUUUAACGGACUGUCCCUGCUGAUAAUAGCUCUGGUAGCAGUUUUCAGCAUCCCUGUGGUUUAUGAAAGACACCAGGCUCAAAUUGAUCAUUACAUAGGGAUAGCAAGUAAGCAGAUUAGAGAUAUCACUGCUAAGAUUCAAACGAAAAUUCCUGGACUGAAGAAGAAAACUGAGUAACGGAGCUUGUCCUGUGCUUCAUGGCAUGUUUUCUGCUGGGCUGUCUCUUGGAUUAUCACAGGGAGAAUUGGGAAGAACAAAAUAGCCUUGGAACUGCAGUGUAAUUUGCAAGUCUUUUCCAUUUUGGUAGUAACGAAGUGUUUAAGUGUAGUCUAUUUCAUAAUACAUUAUAUCACAUGCUAACAUAUAGGAAGUUUGAAUUCAGUUUAUUUAUGUCAUUUGGUACAGAGAACACUGGUUUAUAUUAAAGAUUUGAGAAACUGUACAUUGCACGUGUCACGGUAGCGUCUUACUAUGUGAAAACAAAUCAUGGUGCAGUUGGAGCUUUUGGUAUUCCCUGCCCCCUCCCCAGUUUGCACACUGUUUGUAGGAUCUAUGCUGUGAGGUUGGUGCAAAUUUCUAACCCUAUGUGAUCAAAAUAUUUACUGUUCCAUUGUAGUGAAAUUUGACGUCUUGCUUUUCUGACUGAAACCUUUCGCUGUAUUAAGAUUUUACUGUUUUAACGAUUACCUGGUUAGUGUUUCACUAAACUAAGGAGUUGACCUGAGCAGCUCCACAGUGCUUGAUAUUUCAGAGGUAACUGAAUUUUAAAUAUGGAACCACAGCACUGAACCAUGCACUAAGAUAUCUAUGAUAGUGAUACUGGUAAGAUAUCUAUGCCAUAAAUUGAAGUCUCAGCAUAAGUGUUCAACCAUCAGAUUUUCAUCUGUUUCGCCAGAAAUGUAUGAGCACAUCUAUAGCAAAAUUUUAACUGUACUUUUGAUUAUUUGUGGACUGUAUCUAAUGCUAUGAAUAAAUGUAACCUGGAAAUUUCAAGCAUUGUUUGAUGCACGCAUCUGAGAGUGGACAUUGCAUUGUAAAUGAAUGGGGCUCAGGCCUUUGGGGAAUGCAUUGUGAAAUAAAAAUGAGAAUGAAUAAAGCUUACAAACAGAA
Messenger RNA from Stegostoma tigrinum, 5092 nucleotides. Its product is annotated as reticulon-4-like. The transcript is spliced from 10 exons. Gene Ontology annotation, biological process: brain development; neuron differentiation; endoplasmic reticulum tubular network formation. The coding region runs from base 263 to 4159 and encodes 1298 amino acids. Gene Ontology annotation, cellular component: postsynaptic density; neuron projection. The record is from RefSeq and is a predicted model, not a curated record. Lineage: Eukaryota; Metazoa; Chordata; Chondrichthyes; Orectolobiformes; Stegostomatidae.